Micropterus dolomieu (smallmouth bass) is the source of this 10077-nucleotide messenger RNA. Its product is annotated as proline-rich protein 12-like. The transcript has 15 exons. The record is from RefSeq and is a predicted model, not a curated record. NCBI's taxonomy places the organism in Eukaryota, Metazoa, Chordata, Actinopteri, Centrarchiformes, Centrarchidae. The coding region runs from base 1027 to 8835 and encodes 2602 amino acids.
GCUAUUUCUGUUCCUGUAAAAUGUAGUCUAAGUUAAUGAUUAGCCAUUACGAUGAAAAUCUGGAAAAGCGUGCAGGGCUGGUUGGCAGACUGAGGGCCGGCGAAUGGAGGUCACCGCAGACACUGAGUGACUCUCAGCGGUGAGACAGAAGGGGAGAGGGAGGACGGACAGCCGCCUUCAAAAAUGGCGUCUCCGGAGGAAAAUGAGUAAAAAAUAUUAAAACGCGGCCUGUUUUCUUUACACUUCCUAGUUCGGUACUUGUUUACUUUAGCGGUAUUUUUUCCCGGUGCGAGCUAACUCGUCGUCGCUUACACUUGAAUGGCGGAGAGAAAGGAGAAAUAAGGGGAGCGAGCAUUUGGGGAAAUAAAAGCAGCCCUGUUUUAUUUUGAUGCGUCGUUACUGACAGCUAGCAUCUUGCUGCUAGCCCACAGCUCUGCUCCGGAGGGGGGUGGGAACGAUUUGCAUGCAAAAGACGAGAAGGAGAGAAAAAAAAACGAUUUUGAAACUGGGAGAUUUCUUUGCUCGACCACAGGGAGUGAUUGCUGCUACCAACGUGGCCCGUCGAUUGCAAUAUUUUUCUGGUGCUAGCAGCGUAGCAAAGACUAGCCUAAAGAAAGGGGAGGAGAGACGGUGAAAAAGGACGCAUUCAAAUCAAAUGUUUAUCAGCAAUUCGUCCAUCGCCGGCCAAAUCCGCGGCAUCUUCAUCAUGACCGUGAAUGAUUUCGGACUAAAUCUGCAUUCGUGGAAAUGAUAAAUGUGAAGCGCGUAGGAAAAGGAGAAAGACUGGCUUUUUUUGGAUGUGGUUGGAUUAUAACCCCGUAGACCCCCCUCUUUUUUUCAUCCAGUUUUCUCCUCCUCCCCUCCAUUUCUCUUUCAAUAUGCUGUUUUCCACUCCUGAGGACUUGCUUAUGAAACCGGGGAAAAUAGCUUGAAACCGAGAACGGGAAAGACUGGAUUUUUUUCCGUAAUCUGCUCUGCGACGUUCUCGUUGCUUUCGUCCUCAUCGCACACAUUGUACACACAUAAAUGGAUAGAAAUUACCCGGGAACAGGAUUUGGUGAUUUGGGCGCAGGAGCAGGAUGGAGUUACGAGAGAUCGGCAAAAGCAAGUCUUGUAUAUGGGAGUUCCAGAUCAUCCCACCCUGAGUCUGAGCUCCUUCACCGACAAGCCUACGCCACCCCACACCCUCUGCAGGGCUAUGCCACCAAUCACCACCCAGGGAGCUCUGGCCAAGGCGGAGCUUGGGGAGCAGCUGGACGGAGUUUGGGUCUGUCAGGGCUCUUUGACACUGGCCUGCACCAUGCCAGCCCCUCUGCCCCCGACGCCUCUGUCAUGAAUCUGAUCUCAGCCCUGGAGUCUCGGGGUCCCCAGCCACCACCCUCUGCCUCCUCCCUUCUCUCCCAGUUCCGCACACCAUCCUGGCAGACAGCGAUGCACACGCCUGCUCCACCUGAACUAUUCAUUUCUGGAGCCCUUCCUGGCUCUGGCUCCUUCCCCUCCUCUUCAGCUCUCUCAGCCUAUCAGCAUCCAGCAUCCUUCUCCAGCCGCUCUUUUCCUGCCGCCUCCCUUUCCCUCCAGGACACGCCCACAUUUAGUCCCACAUCCAAUGGCCUGCUCUCCCCACAUGACCCUCUACUACACAUCAAGGCCCCUUCCCAGUCCAGCCUGGGUUUUGAUAGACUCCUGUCCUCGCAGGGUGCUGCUGCAGCCGCCUAUAGGGGCAGCCAGGAUCCCACCAGUGCCACAUCAGCCCAGGCGUCCUCUGCCAGGCACUUGCAGUCACACCAGUUCAACCUGCUGUCAUCACAGCUCCAGGACCAGUCGUCCCAGUUGUACAAUGCAUCAGUCUUUUCCUCAGCCCAACCCCAGCCCCAGUCCCAAUCCCAGUCCAAUUCGGCUCAGGAGCGGGCCGUGCCCCGGCAGGACAGUGUUAUCAAGCACUACCAGCGGCCCACGCCAGCUCAGUCACAGCUCUCAUCCUCUGCUGCCCACUCCCUUCAGCACUACCUCAGCUGUGGAGGAGCAGGCUACCAGCAGAUUGCCACCCACCACAGGCAUGCUGGCCUUUCUUGCAGCCCACUGGGCGACCAGAGCCCCUCAUCUGACCACAAGCCCACCUCUCGCACUGAGCAGUAUCGGCCAAUCAUCCAGCCUCCCUAUUCCUCCUCCUCCUCCUCAUCUUCUUCCUCAGCUGGGAAAGGUACCAAAAGCAGCUCUAGCAGUGGCUAUUCUUCUGCCAGUUCAGCAUCAUCCUCAAGAACUCCUCACACCCCCCCUUCUGCUUCCUCUACCUCCUCUUCCUCCUCCUCCUCCUCUGCCACCUCUGGGGCUCAUCCUUCCAACUCAAUCCCCACCUCCAGCUCUAGCGCAGCCCCUUCCAGGCAGCAACCGCCCCCUCAGCCGGCUGCUCCUCCCCCAGCCCCUCAGCAGCAGCAGCCCCCUGCCACCUCCACCUCGGCCCCCCAGUCUCUCGCCAAAUCCUGCCUUUCAGGCUAUGGGUCUCCUGUGCCCCCAGUGAAGACCCCCACCUCUGCUCUUACAGGUCAAACCCCACCCCAGCAACAGACACAGUCAUAUUCCCCUAAUCAGCCCCCACCUUCCCACCUGGCUCAGACCUACGGAGGUUUCAGUUCACCACAAGCCCAAGAUCUGAGCUCAGGUACAGGUGGGAAAGGCUAUGGGAGUUUAGGAGGGCGAAGCCAGUCAUACUCCACUGAUAUAUAUGGAGCUGACUCUGCAUAUGGAUCACUUCCAUCCUCUCUAGGUGGAGCUGGAAGCCCAUCAUUAGGAUACGGAGCCCCAGGUCACUCCCCUGCCCUAUUAAGGUCAAGUGGUUCAUCAGGUAGUGGAGCAUCUGGGGGAGGAAGCAGUAGUGGCACAGGAAGUGGGAACUCGGGGUCAGGAGGAGCAGCGGGAAAUAGUAUGACCAAUGAGAGAGGUGGAGGUGGUAGUGGUGGAGGGUCGUAUCAUAUUCCAGACUCUAGCCCCUCUCCGUCGAGCAACUCAGGCAUCAUCCGUCCAGGGUUGCACUCCCCAGUGCCCAACUGCCCCACACAAUCUCCUGGAGGUGCAGGCUCAAAUAAAUACAUUUCCUCAGUUCUCUCCCCCACCUUCCUAGCCUCCCCACAGGGCUACCCCGAUACCAGAGGCCCCACCUCCCAACCUCAGUCCUAUCAUUCCACCUCCUCCAAAUCAAAGGCGGACACUUCCAUGCUAGGAGUGGGCUCUCAGAGAUCCCAAGAGGAAGUAGAUGACGACGACGAGUUCUUGAUCCAGCACCUGCUGCAAGCUCAAGCAAGUCCUACUCCCCAGGCAGCUCAUCACCAUCCUCAACAACAACCCCAACAGACGUCCCAACAAACACAGCCUCAGCCCCAGUCAGUGCCCCCAACCACUGAUUCAGGCAAAGGGCUGAGCUAUGACAUGGGUAAGACCUCUGAGGAGAGGUACCACCCCCAGAGUGUCAUACGUACUCACAGUGCCACAUCCACUGCUGGAGUGGGUAAUGCAGGGUCUGCAGGGUCCAUCUCAGGGCUGGAGAACCAGCUGGAGAUGUCACUAAAGAAACAACAGCAGCAACAUCAACAACAACACCAUCAUCAACAGCAGCAACAGCAAAGAAAUGAGAGGUCUGUUGGAAGCAGCAGGAGCAGUGGAGGGAGAGGCAGCGCCGAACAAGUGCACUCCCACCUCCAUCACCAUGACAACCUAGGCUCGGUAGUCCAUUAUGGGCGGGGUGACCCAUAUACCCAACACUCCCUGGCUCCCCAACACUCUUCACAUAGUCAACACGUGUCCUCACACUCACAGAUACCACCCCACACCCAAAUGGAACUCCAAAAGAAGCCACAGGAGCGAGCUGAAAUUCCUUACCCUCGGAAAACACCGGAAGUCCAGCAACAGCAUUCCCAGUCUCAAGCUGCUGCCUCCCUCAUGGACUCGCCCACUGAUCAGUCCCGUCAGCCAUCACACCUGCUCCAGUCAGUGCUGUCCCACACCACCCGCAACAAACUGGAUGCCCACCAACAGCACCACAAGAUGGACUCUCACCGGCAACACCAACAGCAUCACAAAAUGGACUCCCACCAACCACAUCAGCAACACCCUAAAAUGGAUUCUCACCCUCAGCAUCAACAGCACCAGAAGAUGGACUCCCAUCAGCAUCAACAGCACCAUAAAAUGGACUCUCAUCCCCAACAGCAGCAGCACUCUAUUAGCCAACAGCAAGCUGUAAUGGAAAGUGCUGGUGGGACACUUGGCUCAAGUAAGCAUCAGGCUCAGUCUCAGUCCCAAACCACCCAGCUCCAACUUCAGCUCCAGUCCCAGGCUCUGGAGGUGGCAGCGGCUCACUACAACCACGGGCCCCCUCCACAUCAGCACGAGCAGAGCCAGGUUAAACAAAGCUCUGUGGUGUCCUCCUUGGACAUGCUGGAGCGCUCCCUUUCUCAGACGUCCACCACAGACGUAGCGGUUGCGGAGGACAGACGCGGUGGAGCAGGCAGCGGGGGAAGGAGCGGAGGUAGCGGCGAGCGCCACAGACAGCAGCAGGAGCAGCAGCAGAGGCAGCACCCAUCCCACCAUCAGCCGCAGCAAACCCACCACUCGCAGCAACACUCAGCCUCUGAACUCCAUUCCUUCCUCUCUGAGCCUGACAUCGGCUUGUCCGCCCCAUCUCACAUGCACCAUCUUUCCCAGCACCACUCGCAGCAGCAACAGCAGCACCCCAGCUCUCAACACCAACAAACCCACUCUCACCACCCUCACACCCAACCCCACCCUCACCACAUACCCCCACAGUCGGCCUCAGCCCACUCCCAGUCUCAGCCUGACCCACAGCAGCCACUCUCAUCUCAGCUCACCCCUCAGCAGAGCCAGCUGGACCAACAGCGCUCAGAGCAGCACCAGUUUGACACAGUCAGCCCAGUGGAGAAAGCAGACCAGAAUCAACAAAGUAACCGCUUUGUACCCCUAACUUCCAUCUGCUUCCCAGACUCCCUCCUUCAGGAUGAGGACCGCUCCUUUUUUCCAGGAAUGGAAGACAUGUUUUGUGCAGAGGACUACAAGUCAAGCUGUGCUGGAGGUGCAGGACCAGGGCAGGAGGAGAUGAAUGAAAGCCACACCGGGCAAGAGGGAAUAGAUUCCAUGAAAGCUGGACAGAGUGGAGGUGGAGCAGGGGGAAGUAGUGGAGCUAGCUAUGACAUGAUGGGUCACCAUGGUGGCGAUCAGGGUUAUGAACCAUACUGUCACGGCUUGGAAGAACCCAGCAACAACACCAUGACUCUGGAUCUAGACUCCCUGAAAACCCAUGAACUUCCUUCCACUGUCAACACUGAACAGCUAGGAUUGAUACAGUCCCAGGGCCCAGCUAUGGGCAUGGGCUCCAAUACUGCUGGUCCCAACAACUCUGGAGCUAAACUGUCCUCUGGGCCUGGAGGAGCAAGCACAGGUACUGGCUCUGGAGGCCUACAAUCUCCCAUUUUUUGCUCAUCUCGUCCCAAGAAGCUCCUUAAGUCCAGCUCUUUCCACCUGUUAAAGGAACGCCGGGACCCCAACACACUGCCUAAGAAAAGUUACGCUCAAGAAUAUGAGUUUGAAGAUGAUGAGGAUAAAGCCGACCAGCCAGCUGACAUCCGGUUGAAUAGCCGGAGACUCCCGGACCUAUUGCCAGAUUUGGUGUCAAGCUGUAGAAAGGGAAGUGGAGGAAGUGGGUCUCUCAGCCCUUUAAUGGGUGACAUUGACUUCUAUCACUCCUCUGGCUACUCCUCUAUGGGUUCACACCCCAUUCUGCCUCAGGAUGGACCCAAGAAAAGAGGCCGAAAGCCUACAAGACCCAAGAGAGACGGUCCCCCUAGGCCAAGAGGUAGGCCUCGCAUCCGCCCAAUGCCUGAGCCUUACACACCGCGAGGGAUGAUGGGGGAGAUGGGUGGAACAACAGUAGGAGCGGGAUUCAGCGUGGAGGGACGAGGUAGGGGUAGGGGCCGCGGAAGCCGAGGUAGAGGAGGAAGGAGGGAGGAUAUGUACAUGGAAAUGAGCGGGAAGGAGCAGGAUCAGAUGCACCAACAUCACCUCCAUCAACAGCAGACACAGCAGCUCCAUCACCAGCCACAACAGCAGCUGCAUGAGCCUAUUCCACCUCUGAAGAUCAAGUUGCCAAUUGGUACCCUGUCCUCCUCUGAUGCCUUGCUGAGGACGGACUCUUUGUCCGGCACGGACCCUGCUUUGUCGGACGGCUCUGUGGGCUCUGCUCCUUCACUUGGUUUAAGUCCUGGACCCCCAUGCAGCACUGAAAGCAACAGAAGUCAGGACAAGAACAAGCAGAAAAGCCAGAUGAUGAGUGAAGGAGUGGAUGAAGAGGGGCUGGAGGAGAGGGGCGAUGAGAAAGACUCUGAGUCCAAGGCUGGCUUCGUCGCUUCGUUCUUGGACUUCCUCAAAACAGGGAAGAGACCUCCAGGCUUGGACAUCUCACCCGGAAUGGAACCAGACAAUGGUGAAAACUCGCCCUGUAAAGCGGGGGGUCUGCGGCCUCUGUCUCCGGCACCUCCUCCACCACCACCACCUCCUCCAUUCGGGGACAGUGAAGGGAAUGGGGGUCUGGCUCUGGGCAACUGCCCCAGUCCCAAGCGCUUGGAAGAUGAGCUGAAAAGGAACCUGGAGACCCUGCCUUCGUUCUCCUCUGAUGAGGAGGACUCUGUUGGAAAGAACCAGGACCUCCAGAAGAGCAUCUCCUCAGCCAUUUCUGCUCUGUAUGACACUCCUCAGCUAACCUCCAACAUCCAGCCCCCGCUCUCUCCUCCACCUCCGCAGUCUCAGCCUCAGCCUCCCCAGUCCCCACUUACUCCCACGCUGCAGCCCCCCACACUUAGCCCACAGCCCACCAUGCAUACUCCUCACGACCUGCCCCAGUCCAACGAACCCGAUGUCCUCCAGCCAGAAGAUGGAGACAUGGGUGAGAACAAAGAGGAGGAGAAUGAGGAGGAGAGGAGCACAGGAGGGGAUGGAGAGAGUGAUCUGACAGAGGAGAGAGAACCACAACUGGAAACCCUGGGUGCCCCUAAUCUUGACACGUCCCUCCCUGAGAUUCCUCCAGCGCAAGAAACUCCUGAACCUCCCUCUGUCCCUCUGUCUCCCACCUCAUCCUCCUCUUCUCCUUCUCACUCCCCCCUCCCUCCCCUCUCGCUCCCCUCACCCCUACCGCCGCCAGAAGAACAAGAGGAGAAUUCCCCGCCUCCAAGCCCUGCCGCUCCCCCGUCCACCUCUCCGCCCCCUCCCCCGACGGCUACUCUGCCUCAGCCUGCCACUCCUCCUCCACCAACUUCCCCUCCUCCCCCGUGUUUGGAUCAGAAAGACUCACCCAUGCCAUCUCCGGAGUCCCUCGCCUCCCCUGAAGAGCCCCCACCGCCUAAGAUCACCUCCCUGCACCUUGCACAGAAGCAAGAAGAUGCCGCCAUUGUUGGAGAGAGUGAGGAGGAUGAGAGUGAGAGUGGAGGGGAGGGCAUCUUCAGAGAAAGGGAUGAGUUUGUGGUGCGGGUGGAAGACAUUCGAACUCUCAAGCUGGCCCUGCAGACAGGUCGCGAGCCUCCUCCCAUCUGGAGGGUGCAGAAAGCCCUGCUGCAGAAGUUCAGCCCAGAGAUCAAAGAUGGACAGAGACAGUUCUGCGCCACAAGCAAUUAUCUUGGCUACUUUGGAGAUGCCAAGAGGCGAUACCAGCGAAUCUAUGUCAAGUUCCUGGAGAAUGUCAACAAGAAGGACUAUGUUAGAGUCUGCUCUCGGAGACCUUGGCGCAGAGCCACACCUGCUCUCAGACGCCAGUCCCUCCCCAAACUGGCUUCCCCUCCUACCACCCAGGUGCCACAGAGACUAGCUGAGAAAGAGGAGAGGGUGGUCCAGCGUGAACAGAGGGAGAAAACAAGAACAGCAACCACAACGGCAAAGGAACAACGGGAGAAGAAGGAGUUUCCAGCUGCUGUGCCCAAAGUGAAGGAGAAGGAAAGGGAGGCUGAGAAGGAGAAGCGGGUACAGCUGCAGCAGGAGAAAGUGGAGAAACGUGCUGCAGCAGCAGCAGAACGAGGCAGAGCGAGGGAGGAGAAGAAAGCAAUGGAGAGGAAGGAGAAGGAAAAGGCUGAGCGCCCACCCAAGUCCAAGCCAACCAAAGUGAAGGCAGAGCCACCGCCCAAGAAGAGGAAGAAAUGGCUGAAGGAAAUACCUUCAUCAUCCGACUCAGACUCAUCAGAAGAGGCAGCUAGUGAGAAUGAAAUGCCGGUGAAAGGUGGUGUGAACAACCGUGCCAUGAGGGAGAUGUUCAGGAGCUACGUGGAGAUGCUGGUCAGCACAGCCCUAGACCCCGACAUGAUCCAAGCCCUGGAGGACACUGACGAUGAGCUUUACCUCCCACCAAUGAGGAAGAUUGACAGCAUCCUCUGCGAACAGAAGAGGAGGUUGUUGAGGAGAGUCAGCAUGAGCUCUCAGCACCAGGAGGUCCUGCAUGCUUACCCCCAGAUCAUCGUAGACCCCCUUGACUCAGGAGUGGUGAGGGUGCGGCUAAGCGGGGAUGCUUACAACCGCAAGACCCUCAACAGAGUCAAAAAGACCCUGCCUAAACCACAGGACCUUAAACUGUCAGCCGAUUCGUACCGGAUCUACAGUCUCUACCACUCCCUACAUCACUAUAAAUACCACACCUUCUUACAGUGCAAGAAAGAGACCAACACCAUUGAGCAGGCAGCUGAGGACCCGGGCCAAGAGGAAGUGGUGCAGCAGUGCAUGGCCAACCAGAGCUGGCUGGACACCCUCUUCAGCUCCUUCAUCGAGCUGCUCACGCUCAGCACCAAACCCUGAGUCCACCACAAAAAGAGUGAGAAUGAAUGAAAGCAAGGGGAUUUAAAAAGAGACUCAAAGAAAAAACAAAAAGGUAAAAAGAGAUGGAUCCUACUGUACAGCCCCCCACCCUCUUCACAUCUCUUAGAUCUGAGGAUGAAUUUUUAAGGCCCUUGACGAACACAAGGGGGUCUGUUCGUGUGACCUCGGACACUGGCCUCUGUUCUUUUUCUUGUUGUUGAUCAAUGACUAAAGAAAUGUUUUACUUUGUAAGAAGGCGGACCCCAACGGAUCAGGGGUCUCACUGGCUGGUCAAGAGGGAAUUGACUGUUGGUGAAAAGUGAGUGGCGCGAAGUGCAAGAACAAAGAGGAGGAGCCGCAACACCAAGUCAACGGAGGAGCCACUGGCAUCUUGUUAACUCUGUGUCAUAAAGACGAUAGUUCAAAGAGAAACUGUUACCACUUAGUUUUUACAUAAAUUAUUUUUUGAAGACUAACAUCAGCUGUUGGCUUUUGAACAGAGUGGAAGAGGGUGAGAAUGCUUUUUAAACUGCGUGUAGAGUGUGCCGUGAGCAGCGUGAACAUGGACUCGUCUACGGAUAGAAACGUGAAAUGUGUUAACAAAACGCUCUCUCUCCCAUCCUGUGCUAUGUGAAGGGCAGCACCAGGCCGCUGUGUGAUAAUAUAUAAACACAUUUUUAUUAUUUAUAUGAGGAGGUUUUUAACUUAAACUCUCACAAGCGCUGGGUUGCUGCCCUAACAUUUUAAAUACCUUUUUAUUUUCCACAGGUUCAGUAUACAAUCAUAACCCACAUAUCCAAGCCGUCUUCCCCUCUAUACAAAAGAACAGACAUUGAGACAUAAAUAUUGUAUCAAAUACAGUGGGUGUAAAAUAACAACAAAAAGAAUGGAAGAAAAGGGGAAAAAAAGAUGAGAAUGGGGAAAAUCUAUUUGAAACUUAACAUUGUUGUGGUUCAGUUCAAUCAUCAGUCAUGCAGGUGCAAAGAAAAAGAAGUAAAAUAUCCAUUUCCCAUGUCGGGAAAAAGGAAUAUAAAUAAGUAAUAUUUAAAGAGGAAAUAGUCAUUUCAUUUUUAUCAUUUUGAUGUUUGUGCAUACUAUGACUUAUUUUGAAAACAAUCUAAUUUUCCAUAAAAAAGGAAAAAAAGACGUGUAAAUAUUGUACAGUUCUUGAUGAAAUUCUUUGUCCUUCUGUACAUUAACUCUCCUGUAUUUGAAAAACAAAUAAAAUCUGCAAAGAACAAA